Messenger RNA from Odocoileus virginianus texanus, 3098 nucleotides. It is a transcript of the gene C1QTNF7, whose product is annotated as C1q and TNF related 7. Gene Ontology annotation, molecular function: protein binding. NCBI's taxonomy places the organism in Eukaryota, Metazoa, Chordata, Mammalia, Artiodactyla, Cervidae. The record is from RefSeq and is a predicted model, not a curated record.
CAUAAUUGCCGUCAUAAACUACAUAUUACUUUUGCUAAGGAGAUACAUGAAGUUCGUACCAAAGGACAAAAGGAAACUAAUUGCACUGACGAUGAAUUGUCACAGGGUUUGGAGAACCAUCUGCUUUUUAAGUUGUUGUGAUCAGUUCUCUACAGGAACAAAGACCUAUUAAUCUUCUAAAAACACCCGAUCAUUUAUCCAUUCAGCAGAGAACAAAGAAAACAGAAGUACAAGAUUCGUCCCCCUCUUCCACUUUGCAGCACAUAGAAUGAGGGACCAUUUUCCUGCCGUAUUUACCCAGAACAGGGACCACUCCCCUUGCUAUCCCAGGAGACACAAGCCCAAGUCCAGAAUCUGAAGAUUCUACAUUGAAAAUGCUCAAAUAGGACAUAACUGUUCUAAGUUAACAACUAAUUUCCAGUCAGUGAGUAAUUUUUUUUCCCUGAAACAUCCACUCAGCGGAAAACAAAUGAAGAGGGGAAAAAAUUAAGUAAACAAAUCUGAAAACGAGGCCACGACACACGAGAGAUGGAGGCGCCUCUAUACUUAACAGCGGAGAGAAGACAGCGCUCCCAGGUUUAUCUUAAACAAAAGAGUGGUUUCAACUGACGCUGACGGAGCCUCACCCGAUGAAUGACUUCCAGUGCCUCUGGCUCUUUGGGACCAAAGGAGAGAAUUAUUUUUAGCACAACUAUUUGGAAAUCUCUGAGAACUUGGAUCUGUUUUUCUGUCUGGUACCAAAGCAAGAUUUUCUCUGAGCUCUCAUGAAAGAUCUUCAGUCUAUUGUGGAUUUAGAAUUCUGGAGCAACCCCCAUCCCAGAGCAAGAGCCAAAGAUGUUUGUCUUGCUCUAUGUUACAAGUUUUGCCAUUUGCGCCAGUGGACAACCGCGGGGUCAUCAGUUCAAAGGAGAGAGCUACUCCCCAAGGUAUAUCUGUAGCAUUCCUGGCCUGCCCGGGCCUCCAGGCCCCCCCGGAGCGAACGGUUCCCCCGGGCCCCACGGUCGGAUCGGCCUUCCAGGACGGGACGGUAGAGACGGCAGGAAAGGAGAGAAAGGUGACAAGGGGGCUGCAGGUUUGAGAGGUAAGACUGGACCCCUGGGCCUUGCUGGAGAGAAGGGGGACCAAGGAGAGACUGGGAAAAAGGGACCAAUGGGGCCUGAGGGGGAGAAAGGAGAAGUAGGUCCUCCUGGGCCUCCUGGACCAAAGGGAGACAGAGGAGAGCAAGGCGACCCGGGGCUGCCUGGAGUGUGUAGAUGUGGAAGCAUCGUGCUCAAAUCUGCCUUUUCUGUUGGCAUCACAACCAGCUACCCAGAAGAAAGGCUGCCGAUCAUAUUCAACAAGGUCCUCUUCAACGAGGGGGAGCACUACAACCCAGCAACGGGCAAGUUCAUCUGUGCCUUCCCAGGGGUCUACUAUUUUUCUUACGAUAUCACAUUGGCAAAUAAGCACCUGGCCAUCGGGCUGGUACACAAUGGGCAGUAUCGGAUAAAGACCUUUGAUGCCAACACAGGAAACCAUGACGUGGCUUCAGGGUCCACAGUCAUCUAUCUGCAGCCAGAAGAUGAAGUCUGGCUGGAGAUAUUCUUCACUGACCAGAAUGGGCUCUUCUCAGACCCAGGUUGGGCUGACAGCUUGUUCUCUGGGUUUCUCCUGUAUGUUGACACAGAUUAUCUAGACUCCAUAUCAGAAGACGAUGAACUCUGAUGAGGACUGCUGGCCUGAAUGUCCCAAGAUCCUUAUGGCAGACACUUUGAUUUAAUCUGGGGCCCUGGAAGUUGGAAGGAGUGGAAAUGAGAUCCAAAAAGACUCCCACUCAGAUUCCAGAGCAUUUACAGACAGUUCUAGCAGAAUCUGUUAAAACAAAUUGAACCACCAAACCAUUGAAACCACACCAAAAUGAAUUAUAUAAAACAAAAACCCCAGAUAUGUUCUCUCAAAAGUGAUGUUCAUAAAUAUUUAAACAAAUUAAAGACAAUGUUACAAAUUUUCUAUUAAAUUCCUGAGUGCUAAAACCAGCUGGCAAUGAUAUUGUCUCAUUAAAUCUCCAUAAAAUUUCCUUUUUUGCCUGUUAUUUGAGAAAAUCAAAACAUCCCAAAGUCCUUGACAAGUCUCAAAAGACUGUAAUAAGUAAAAACACAAAGGUGAGAGAUGCCAAGUAAUUUCAAACAAAAUAAAGUGAUUAUUUUGCUGUAUUAUUUUUUCCUUCAUUCUUCUAUAUAUUCACUCAACAAUUCUUUAAUGAGACUGUAGGAUCCAGACACUAUACUGCUGGGUCAGAUUUAAUAAUGAGUUAAGAUAAAAUUCCUAGGCUAAUGUGUAUUGAGCAUACUGUCAUAGUUCAGUAUGAUAAGUGCCAUGGCAAAUAGGUUGACUCAAUGCUGGAGGCACACGUGACUUGCUAUUCCUAGGGGUUGAAACCAGAGAAGAUUUUACACCUGGAAGAAAACUGUGUGUGCUAAGAUGUGUAUUUUUAAAUAGGUGGGAGAUAUGCAAAUAAAACAAGGAAUUUAACAGCUAUAGUCUCUCCCAUCUCAUCUUCAAAACACCAGUGGUAUUUGCAAUCAGGAAGGGGUGAAAAAAAUCUAGAGAUACCCUGGGAGUGGUAAUGGAAGUGAAGAGAAACAGGUUUCAGAGAUUAGUCAGUAGGUCAUUUUCUUAAAUUCUUUAUCAUGAUAGUGUCUCAGGACAAACAUUUGUCGUUUUAGGUUUAACACAGGUAAGGGCACGGCUUUACAUCAUAAUAAUAUAUUGUUUCUCAUGGGUUUCCCAGGUAGUGAAUUCUAAUAAAGCAAAGCAUAUGACCACUGAUUUACGAAUGAGUUAAUGGAAGGAGCGAACAGGAGGAAGGGAGGGCAUGACCAAACAUCUGAGCAAAUAACUGUCCUGUCUAAGUCUCACUCACCCUUUAGUUCCACUGUUCUCAGUGUCAACAUCUUUCCCCAGUGACCUGCAAUUCCUCAGACAGUCUUGCCCAUAAUACCCUCACGCCCACUCCCCUGGCCGAUAGUAAUGGUAUUCCCUAGCUCCCUCUUUUUUUGGCAUCCUGUCCAUCCUUCCACGUUCUUUGCUCAUUCAUAUAAUAAAUAUCAUUCAAUGUC